AGCCCCGCCCUCUGCCCAGGACCCACAGCCGGGGUGGCCGCGGGAGCCACCUGGGGACUGGUCUGACGGCAUUCCGCCUCCCAGGAUAAAACCUGGGGCGACCUGCAGGGAAUCUACACACCCUGACCCGCAUCGCCCUGGGUCUCUCGAGCCUGCUGCCUGCUCCCCCGCCCCACCAGCCAUGGUGGUUUCUGGAGCGCCCCCAGCCCCGGGUGGGGGCUGUCUCGGCACCUUCACCUCCCUGCUGCUGCUGGCGUCGACAGCCAUCCUCAAUGCGGCCAGGAUACCUGUUCCCCCAGCCUGUGGGAAGCCCCAGCAGCUGAACCGGGUUGUGGGCGGCGAGGACAGCACUGACAGCGAGUGGCCCUGGAUCGUGAGCAUCCAGAAGAAUGGGACCCACCACUGCGCAGGUUCUCUGCUCACCAGCCGCUGGGUGAUCACUGCUGCCCACUGUUUCAAGGACAACCUGAACAAACCAUCCCUGUUCUCUGUGCUGCUGGGGGCCUGGCAGCUGGGGAACCCUGGCUCUCGGUCCCAGAAGGUGGGUGUUGCCUGGGUGCAGCCCCACCCUGUGUAUUCCUGGAAGGAGGGUGCCCGUGCGGACAUUGCCCUGGUGCGUCUCGAGCGCUCCAUACAGUUCUCAGAGCGGGUCCUGCCCAUCUGCCUACCUGAUGCCUCUAUCCACCUGCCUCCAAACACCCACUGCUGGAUCUCAGGCUGGGGGAGCAUCCAAGAUGGAGUUCCCUUGCCCCACCCUCAGACCCUGCAGAAGCUGAAGGUUCCUAUCAUCGACUCGGAAGUCUGCAGCCAUCUGUACUGGCGGGGAGCAGGACAGGGACCCAUCACUGAGGACAUGCUGUGUGCCGGCUACUUGGAGGGGGAGCGGGAUGCUUGUCUGGGCGACUCCGGGGGCCCCCUCAUGUGCCAGGUGGACGGCGCCUGGCUGCUGGCCGGCAUCAUCAGCUGGGGCGAGGGCUGUGCCGAGCGCAACAGGCCCGGGGUCUACAUCAGCCUCUCUGCGCACCGCUCCUGGGUGGAGAAGAUCGUGCAAGGGGUGCAGCUCCGCGGGCGCGCUCAGGGGGGUGGGGCCCUCAGGGCACCGAGCCAGGGCUCUGGGGCCGCCGCGCGCUCCUAGGGCGCAGCGGGACGCGGGGCUCGGAUCUGAAAGGCGGCCAGAUCCAGAUCUGGAUCUGGAUCUGCGGCGGUCUCGGGCGGUUUCCCCCGCCGUAAAUAGGCUCAUCUACCUCUGGGGGCCCGGACGGCUGCUGCGGAAAGGAAACCCCCUCCCCGACCCGCCCGACGGCCUCAGGCCCCGCCUCCAAGGCCUCAGGCCCCGCCCAACGGCCUCAUGUCCCCGCCCCCACGACUUCCGGCCCCGCCCCCGGGACCCAGCGCUUUAGUGUAUAUAAAUGUUAAUGAUUUUUAUAGCUAUUUGUAACCCUGCCCACAUAUCUUAUUUAUUCUUCCAAUUUCAAUAAAUUAUUUAUUCUCCA
Messenger RNA from Pan troglodytes (chimpanzee), 1493 nucleotides. RefSeq names its product serine protease 22 (gene PRSS22). Gene Ontology annotation, molecular function: serine-type endopeptidase activity. Gene Ontology annotation, biological process: proteolysis. NCBI's taxonomy places the organism in Eukaryota, Metazoa, Chordata, Mammalia, Primates, Hominidae. The record is from RefSeq and is a predicted model, not a curated record. Bases 182 to 1135 code for a protein of 317 amino acids. The transcript is spliced from 6 exons.